AUGGAAAAAAAUAUUUUAAAGAAAUAUAGGAGUUUUUUUAAUUUUGUUUCUGAUAUAAAAAAUAAUAUCGAAAAAGAAAAUAGCUUAAAAUUUAGUCAAGAAUUAUAUAUGAAAAAUAUAUCUAAGAGCAAUUAUAAUGUUAAAAAGAAUACUAACCAAAUAUAUGAUAAUAAGCUUUUCUUGAAAUACUGGGUGAGAAAAAAAAGACCAGGAGCUAGAAAUUAA
Plasmodium gallinaceum is the source of this 225-nucleotide messenger RNA. RefSeq names its product conserved Plasmodium protein, unknown function. The transcript has a single exon. Bases 1 to 225 code for a protein of 74 amino acids. NCBI's taxonomy places the organism in Eukaryota, Apicomplexa, Aconoidasida, Haemosporida, Plasmodiidae. The record is from RefSeq and is a predicted model, not a curated record.